Molecule: messenger RNA, 593 nt
Organism: Mytilus trossulus (common blue mussel)
Lineage: Eukaryota; Metazoa; Mollusca; Bivalvia; Mytilida; Mytilidae
Product: shematrin-like protein 2
Exons: 3
Coding region: 1-498 (165 amino acids)
Source: RefSeq, a predicted model, not a curated record
AUGGUAAAAUAUAGUAGUGUCAAUCCCUGUGGACUAGGAGGAUACGGUGGUGGAUUAGGAGGUUUAGGAGGUGGAUACGGUGGAUACGGAAUUGGUGGUGGAUACGGAGGAUACGGAAUUGGAGGUGGAUACGGUGGAUACGGAAUCGGUGGUGGAUACGGAAUCGGUGGUGGAUACGGAGGUUAUGGAAUCGGAAGUGGAUACGGAGGAUAUGGAAUCGGAGGUGGAUAUGGAGGAUAUGGAAUCGGAGGUGGCUAUGGAAUCGGAGGUGGAUAUGGUGGAAUCGGCGGUGGAUACGGAGGAUAUGGAAAAGCCGUUGUUGUUAAAGUACCAGUAUCUGUAGGAUAUGGCGGUUAUGGUGGUAUCGGAGGUGGAUUCAGUGGUGUCAAAGGUGGAUUCGGUGGGGUCGGAGGUGGAUUAGGUGGUAUCGGAGGUGGAAUUGGUGGUGGUUAUGGUGGUUUGAACAGUUAUUCAUACGGAAAGGGAAAAGGAUAUUAAACAUGUUAAACACAGAUUACCAACCUUAAGAAACGGACGAAGAAUGAUGAACUUUUUUUUACAUUUUUGAAAUAAAAUGUAAUUAUUGUAUAUAA